AUGACGCCCCACUCGCUUGUCCUGGCAGCGCUGGCUCUUGGAGCCUCAGCACAGAGACUCGUAGCUCGCAAUGAGACCGUGAGCCCGCAGUUCGAAGCUGUCUCUGAGUACGUAGACUCGAUCGAGGAUGAUCUCUGGCGGAUCAACAAGAAAAUCCACGACAAUCCUGAACUGGGUUGGGAAGAAGAGCAGGCUCAUGAGCUCUUGACUACGUUCAUGGAGUCGCAAGAUGGAUGGAAAGUCGAGAAAUCCGCGUACAAUAUCAGUACAGCCUUUGUCGCGGUAUUCGAGGGCGAUAGCGAUGGUCCAGUCGUGUCGUUCAAUGCCGAGUAUGACGCCCUUCCUGACCUCGGCCACGCUUGCGGACACAACCUGAUUGCAACCGCUUCCCUGGCCGGCGCGCUGGCCACAGCCAAGAUUGUGAGAGACGAGAAGCUCCCUGGCAAGGUUAUCUUGUUCGGGACCCCUGCUGAAGAGAGUCUCGGAGGCAAAAUCAAGAUGCUCGAGGCAGGCAUCUUUGAAGACUACGGUAUCGACGUCUCCAUCAUGGCGCAUCCUUCAACAUCCGACACUCCCUAUGCCAUCACUUCAUCAACGGAUCGCUUCGAGGUCGAGUACUACGGCAAGGAGGCCCAUGCCAGUGCCGGGCCAUACGAGGGCAUCAAUGCUCAGGACGCAUUGGUACUUGCGUACAAUGCCAUUUCCAUGCUUCGCCAGCAAUCGCUGUCGACGGAUCAAAUCCACGGCGUCAUCACUUCUGGAGGCUCGAGGAUCAAUGUCAUCCCCAGCCUGGCACAAGCUAGCUUUCAAGUUCGCUCCGCCAACGAGGAUCAGCUGGAGGCGUGGACUGACCGGCUCAUGAACUGCUUCGAGGCCGGCGCACUGGCGACUGGCGCGAAACUCAACGUCACCAUGAGGCCAUAUGGCUACGCAAGCAUGGUGACCAACGAUGUCAUGGCCGAGUCGUACGCUGCCUGGUUUGAGGGCCUUGGUGGCACACUCCCCAACCCUGUGACGGACAAGCUUCGGUCACCCGCUGGCAGUACUGACCAAGGUGACAUCUCGCAUGCGUUCCCUGCCAUCCAUCCGUUCUUCGCGAUUGUGACGGCGAACGGCACUGCGCCCAGCAGCGGGCCGCACACGCCUGCAUUCGAGGUCGCUGCUGGGGGUCGUCCUGCGUUCUACCGCGCCGUCAGGGCCGCCAAAGGUCUAGCUGGCGUUGCGGUCGACAUCUUGACCAAGGACGGGAUGCUGGACGAAAUCAAGGAGGAGUUCGAGGCCAUUGAGUUGUCUAAGAGAAUGGCGUUGGCUCUGCGUGGAUAG
Molecule: messenger RNA, 1323 nt
Organism: Emericellopsis cladophorae
Lineage: Eukaryota; Fungi; Ascomycota; Sordariomycetes; Hypocreales; Bionectriaceae
Product: aminobenzoyl-glutamate utilization protein B
Exons: 2
Coding region: 1-1323 (440 amino acids)
Molecular function (GO): dipeptidase activity
Source: RefSeq, a predicted model, not a curated record